Molecule: messenger RNA, 1116 nt
Organism: Papaver somniferum (opium poppy)
Lineage: Eukaryota; Viridiplantae; Streptophyta; Magnoliopsida; Ranunculales; Papaveraceae
Product: F-box/kelch-repeat protein At3g06240-like
Exons: 1
Coding region: 1-1116 (371 amino acids)
Source: RefSeq, a predicted model, not a curated record
AUGAAUGGGGAAGUUGGUCUCAUGCUUCAUCAUUACAAUGAAAUUUGUAUUUUAAGUUAUGAUCCAUCAUCAUCUAUUUGCAUGGUGAAAGAUCAAGGUAAAUUUUACCAGGAUGGAAUUGAUUUUUUUGGAUGUUGUCAUGGCCUGGUACUGCUAAGGCUUGUUGAUAGGGAUCGCUCGCACAUCAUUACCCUUUGGAAUCCAGCUACUGACGAAUAUAGGAAUUUACCGCAUCCGACAUAUGAAUUUGAGGACCGAAAUGAUUACAUCGAGUAUGGAUUUGGUUAUGAUAACCGGCUUGAGGAUUAUAAAGUGGUAAGUAUUGCGUCUGCUGAUGAAGAUCACAUUGAGGUUCAGGUCUAUACAUUGAAAUCCAAUUCAUGGAGGCGGGUUGAGAAUUCGAACUUGUUGUAUUGUGUUGAUCAACUUAUUAAUAGAGGCACACCGGAUAUGUCUCGACUGCCUGUUGAUGGAGCUAUUUACUGGAUAGCAGAAACUGAAACUAAGACUUCGCCAUCCAAAGACUAUGAAGUAAUUAUUUAUUUUAAUAUUGAGACAGAGCAGUUUGAUGAAAUGCCGUUCCCUGACUUGUUCGAUGAAAGUUAUGACACGAAUUUGUGUGUUUUAGGAGGAUCUCUUUGCUUACUUGGCUUCAAUACUGACAUUGGUUCUGCAGCUGUGUGGGAGUGGAAGCUCAAUGGAGUGAAAAAAUCAUGGACCAAGCUUUUUACCAUAGACUUGCAAAAACAUUUUGGUGGGUUGCUUACAGAUUUGAUGCCGUUACUGUCUUUGAAGAAUGGUGAGAUUUUGUUCGGAUUUGAUAUCGAGACUGGUUCUCAAAUAGCUGUAUAUGACCCAAAGCACGACACCAUUAGAAUUCUUAUCGACGUGGAUGAGGGUUUGAAAGGCUUCUACCCUCACCAUGCUUCUAUCUAUGUGGAGUGCGAAGUAUCACUUGACAAAGGCACUUAUCUAAGGGACAUAAUGAUGGAAAACCCAGAUGAAGAACGUGCCCACAACUCUAACUACCACUUUCAGGAAGGAAAUGGUGAAGAAAAUGAAGAAGAAGAAGUAGAGGGUACCGGGAAUGCAAAGAAGAAAAUCAAGCAAAUUUGA